CCACCUCAUCACAUAUGCACCUAAAAGAGAAAAAGACAAGAAGUUCCAAACACAUAUUAUUUCUUAACGACAAAACUAAUGCAUUUAUCCGGUCCACAUAUUUUCUUUCCAGUUAAUUCAUUCAUUCAAAACCAUAUAAGCCUAAACACAAAUAGAAGAAUCAAAAUUUUACACUUCUAUGAAUCAAGUCAAUUGCUAGCACACAUCGAUUAUUGCAAACAAAAAUAAAAUAUACGUGACACAGUUUCAUAGACAGGUUACCUAUAUAUAGACAAAUACAAGUAAUAAUUCUUAAGCAUAACAAAUCAAUGUUACAAAAAAAAAGUGCAAAUUAGGAGGAAAAUGGAAGAGGAACAUAAGGGGGGUGAAGAAGUAAAGUACCGGGGUGUAAGGAAAAGGCCAUGGGGAAAGUAUGGGGCAGAGAUUAGAGAUCCAACAAAACCAACUGGAAGACAAUGGUUAGGAACAUUUGAUACAGCUGAAGAAGCAGCUAGAGCUUAUGAUUGUGAAGCCAUUCGUUUGAGGGGUGCUCUUGCUAUUCUUAAUUUUCCUAAUGAAUACAAUUUUCAUCUUUCUUCUUUAUCACCAUCAACAUCUACUACCACUAACAUUCAUACCAAUUCUUCUACACAACACAAGGAAAUUAUUGAGUUUGAGUAUUUGGAUAACAAGGUUUUGGAAGACCUUCUUGGGUUGUCGGAAAAAGAUAAUCAAAACAAGGAAGAAUAAUAUAUACAUCUUAAUUAUAAAAUAAGGAUAACAAUGCAACCAAAUACAUUUGAAGGCAUGAUGGUCAUGCAUUUGAUGAAAUAAAGUUUGUAAAAGAGAAGAAUAAUUGAGAAUUGGAGUUGGUAACCUUUUUUAUGAUGUAGACAUCAAUUUUGAUGGCUUAACCUUAGUAGGGUAGAAACAUUAAUGAUGCAUUUUAUAGAAGAGUGGGACCUACUUCUAUGAUAUGUCUAUAUUUUAUUUAUAAACCAUGUUUAUGAGUGUGAGCGUUCUUAUUAUGUGACCAUGGUUAGCAAGAAAACUAGAGAAAGCAACAUAUUUCUUACCACCAUUAAUUUGUUGAGACUUGAUUUUAAGGUCAAAUUGAU
Molecule: messenger RNA, 1097 nt
Organism: Cicer arietinum (chickpea)
Lineage: Eukaryota; Viridiplantae; Streptophyta; Magnoliopsida; Fabales; Fabaceae
Product: ethylene-responsive transcription factor ERF096-like
Biological process (GO): regulation of DNA-templated transcription; ethylene-activated signaling pathway
Molecular function (GO): DNA binding; DNA-binding transcription factor activity
Source: RefSeq, a predicted model, not a curated record